Puccinia triticina is the source of this 1014-nucleotide messenger RNA. RefSeq lists its product as uncharacterized. NCBI's taxonomy places the organism in Eukaryota, Fungi, Basidiomycota, Pucciniomycetes, Pucciniales, Pucciniaceae. Bases 1 to 1014 code for a protein of 337 amino acids. The transcript is spliced from 4 exons. The record is from RefSeq and is a predicted model, not a curated record.
AUGUACAAACGCGCUGUAGGUCAUUUUUAUCACCAGGGAAGCUACUUGGGCAAUGGCACUCGCUAUCCUCACAGUGCACCCGGCCCAAUCACAGAUCACCAUCACAAAGCAAGCCGUGGUGUUAUCUAUCCCCCUCCCGAGCCAACUUGCAGUAGUCUUGACCCGGUGGGUGAUCGGCCUUGCAACCUGCCACCUCAGCCAUCCGCCAAGCCACAACCUAAGAAACAGCGCAAGAAACGAGCAGCUACCUCUGGUUCAACAACUCGAACAGCUGCAACUGCUCCCAGGAAGAAUGCUCCCAAACCUACGCUUGAUGAGAAUGCUCCUGCUGCUGAUGGUUGUCACCAUCCUCUUCCCGCCUCAAUCCGAUCAGGUGUUAUUACCAAACUCGAGGGGGCAGCAAAUGAGUCUUGUUCCCUGAAUCUUCCCCCCAAUGCUGAUGAUCCAUCUCGCAACAAUCCUACCCCAUCCCUUCAUGUAGAUGAGCGAUCUCGUAAUAAUCCUGCCCCAUCCCUUCAGCAAGGUCUGAGAUCAGCCCCGCCGCUCAAAGGUGUAUCCGAUCCACUCCCCAGAAAGAACAAGAAGUGUAAUCAAAGCCAGGGUGAAGACGGUCGCAAACCAUCCGAUUGGAUUUGCUUCCGGAAGACACAGCCCGCUCGUGAUGUCUUUCGUGGUCGAGGCAAGCGGGGGAUUGCUCAGAAAGAUGGAAUGGCUUGGGUAUCAGAGCUUUAUGAGGCAGCCGGACAAAAGCUACCUGCAGACGCCAAGGAGGAUAGACCAUCCAAAGCUGGUGAUCAAUCCAAUGUACUCACCCCAUCUGAGCUAGCGCUUGACAACAACUCCAAGGCAGACAACAAUAGUGGGGUGGCCGCUGCAUCCCUUGCCUCUUCUAGGGUGGGUCCUCCAGGAUUGCGGGCCACUGUUUUGCUGGCUCAAGCAUCAGGUUGUGUUCAAGAUUUCUUGGAUGCCUGGGCGAUUCAGAGCGACCAAACGCGUGCGCUCCGACAAGUCUAG